AUGGAGUACAAUAUGGAAGACAGCCAGAACCUUGCUCCCCAGGCUGCCAAGCUCAACUCUGGUUCCAAGGGUCCUGAUUCUCAGAGCACCACCAAGAGACUCCAGACCGAGUUGAUGCAGCUCAUGACAUCGCCCGCCCCUGGUGUUUCUGCCUUUCCCUCUGCAGACGGCAACCUCCUAUCAUGGACUGCCACUAUCGAGGGCCCUGAAGACACCCCUUACUCUGGUCUGACCUUCAAGCUCAGCUUCGCUUUCCCCUCCAACUAUCCUUAUGCGGCACCCACGGUGCUCUUCAAGACACCCAUCUACCACCCUAAUGUCGACUUCUCCGGCCGUAUCUGCUUGGACAUCCUCAAGGACAAGUGGACUGCCGCUUACAACAUCCAGACUGUUCUCCUCAGUCUGCAAAGCUUGCUUGGUGAGCCCAACAAUGCCUCUCCCCUCAACGGCGAGGCUGCUGAGUUGUGGGACAAGGACGCCGAGGAGUUCCAAAAGAAGGUGCUGGCACGUCACGUAGAUGUCGAGGACGAGUAA
This is a messenger RNA of Fusarium venenatum, 534 nucleotides long. Its product is annotated as ubiquitin-conjugating enzyme/RWD-like protein. Lineage: Eukaryota; Fungi; Ascomycota; Sordariomycetes; Hypocreales; Nectriaceae. The record is from RefSeq and is a predicted model, not a curated record.